This is a messenger RNA of Cottoperca gobio, 1067 nucleotides long. RefSeq names its product E3 ubiquitin-protein ligase parkin-like. Gene Ontology annotation, cellular component: mitochondrion; cytosol. The annotation marks the transcript as partial. NCBI's taxonomy places the organism in Eukaryota, Metazoa, Chordata, Actinopteri, Perciformes, Bovichtidae. Gene Ontology annotation, biological process: ubiquitin-dependent protein catabolic process. Gene Ontology annotation, molecular function: ubiquitin-protein transferase activity; polyubiquitin modification-dependent protein binding. The record is from RefSeq and is a predicted model, not a curated record. The transcript is spliced from 8 exons.
UUUUUAGUUUUUACAGCAGGUUUGUUACCUCUGUGUGCGGGCAGCACGACUACAGUACCCAGAGUGCACCGCGGCAACCGAAUGUAAACACCAAUGGAGACUGAAGGACGAAGAGACUGAUGAUCGUGUUUGUGCGCUAUAACCUCGGGCCAGGAGUGGCUGUGGAGCUGCACGAAGAGACGAGUGUGGCCGAGCUGAAGGAGGUGGUUGGGAGUCAGCAGGGAGUCCAACCGGAGCUCCUCAGGGUUCUGUUCGCUGGGAGGGAGCUGAGGAGCUCCUCCACACUGCAGGGUUGUGACCUCCCGGAGCAAAGUACUGUCCAUGUCGUUCUCCCUUCAUCAGGUUCCUCCUCCCGGCUGCUCCUCCUUCAGGAGCGCCUGACUCGGGGUGCGGAAGAGGAGCAAGCCAGUCUGACCAGGCUGGACCUCAGCUCCUCGCGCCUCCCCUCCACCUCCUCCGGCCUGGCGGUGAUCCUGGAGGGGAGCGAUACAGGAGGAGGGGAAGAGGGAGCAGAGGAGGCGAGGGAGAAAAUGCAGGCUGUGGGUCUGAAAGGUGUGCGUACCUGCAGUACUUUCUUUGUGUACUGUAAGAGCUGCAGGUCGAUUCAACCAGGGAAGCUGAGAGUUCGCUGCAGAAGCUGCAGACAGACGACGCUGACGCUCAGCCGGGGUCCGUCCUCUUGGGACGACGUCCUCCUCCGAGGUCGUAUCCAUGGCGUGUGUCAGUCAGACAGUUGUCACAGCAACGACGCGGAGUUCUACAUGAAGUGUGCGUCCCACCCGACUUCAGAUGACGACCCCUCUGUGGCCCUCGACCUCAUUAUGACCAACAGCAGAGAUGUCCCCUGUAUUGCCUGCAGCAACAUCAUGCCCGUGGUGUUGGUCUUCCAGUGUUCGGAGCGUCACGUGAUCUGUCUCGACUGUUUUCUUCGUUACUGUGAAACUCGACUGAGCGAGCGUCAGUUUGUUAAUCAUGCGGAAGUCGGCUACUCGCUGCCCUGUGCAGCCGGCUGCGUUGACUCUCUCAUUAAAGAGUUGCAUCAUUUCAGGAUUUUGGGAGAAGAUCAG